Molecule: messenger RNA, 1392 nt
Organism: Durusdinium trenchii
Lineage: Eukaryota; Dinophyceae; Suessiales; Symbiodiniaceae
Source: the annotation of a GenBank genome assembly
AUGCUGUUGCUGUGGGCUGUUUUGUUCGCACUCCAGGUCCGUCAGCGUUUCGGUGCCCUCCAGGCCAGCGUGGCCGGGCGCAUUGCCCCCUUGGAGUCGAUACAAGCCAAAGAUCGCUUGGACUGGGUCCAGCUACCGGGGAGGCUUUUGGGCCGGUGCGAGCUGCCCAAAGGCUACACAGCGGGGUGCAAGCCUCUUCUGCUGGAGCGGGUGCACAAUGUGAGGGAAUGCCUGGGCGUCUUGGGCAUGACCGAGGGGGACACCAUCAACUACAAAGGAGAAGUCUGUCAAAUCCAGCGCUGCCAGGAAGGCCAAGAUGAGCUAGUCUUGACGACCACCUAUGGCCCCAUGGAGGUCUACAGCGUUCUUUGUGAAGCCUUGAAAGACCUGCCCGGCCUCAGCACCAGCCGAUCAAAACGGAUAUAUGUUGGCAAGGAGGAGGAUUACUGGACAACGUCCGCUGAAAUGAAGCAGGACCUUCGAAGUUUCUUCAUGCCCUUGGCUGCCAACUGGACCGUUUUGGAGCUGGGAAGCUACCGUGGCUACACUACCCGGGCCUUAGCGGAGACCUUCGCCUCAGUGAUUGCGGUGGAUGCAUCAGAGGCCUUCUUGAACUCCAACCGUCGCUACAACGCAGACCGCCGAAACAUCUUCUUCGUCCACCUCCACAGCCGUGUGGAGGGCCUGAGGAGCUUGCGUCAGAAUGAGGUGCAGGUCGCAAUGGUGGAUGCCGAGCAUGAGUAUGCCUCAGUCUACCGCGACACGAACCAGCUACUUCGGUACUUCAGGCCUUCGCUAAAGUACCUGAUCUUCGAUGACUUUGGCACCGACCCAGGUGUCAUGCGUGCUGUGCGGGAGUUCGUCCAGAGCGGCCGCUUGCGGGUGCUGGGUGGGGUGGGUCGAAAACCACCUUGGACCUACCGCGACCAAGUCAUUGACAGUUGGGAAGGUGUGAUUUGCGAGGUGAUGUCCAACCAAAGCGACGUCCCCAUGCAACGGAUUUUGGGCAAGUGGUACACCUGGUUCAUGUCCAAUCUUUGGGAGAGUGACGACGUCAUCGAGUUUCAGAAGGCCGGAAGCUGUGCGACCUCACGAGGCCCAGGGAAGUGGCGGUUGGACCACUCCCAGGAUCGGAUCAUGUGGCUGGAGUGGCCGUCGCACAAGCCGUUGUCCAUGGGAGGUUCCAACCCAGAGAGGCCGGUCUUGGAAGCUUGGCGAUUGCAGUUCGACGAGGAGUGGGAGAAGUUUGCAGCCAUCCGCGCGGAUGGCCGAGGGACCGCCACCGGCGUCGACCAGGAGGUCAUGCACUCUGUUGUGAGGAGGCUUUUUGUCUCAGUGAAUCAUGAGUUCUGCAACUCAGCUAAUGAAUGUGAUCCGUCGCUCCAAAGAUGA